ACGUUUGCGUUACAUUUUUACGUGAUUCGUUACAUAAAAUUUAUCUUGUUGUAGUACUUGCACAAGUACUAUACUACCUCCAUACUUGUAACCACUAACUCUUAUUUCUAAUAGUUAUGGUUAAUCAAAGUAAAAAGCAGCGAACCCACUCCCCUGUAAAACUGGUGUCUAAUUUAACGUCCUUGAUUGCUACAUCAAGCAACACACGCCCAACAAACGGCUAUAGUGAGUCACAUAACUCACGUGUAUGCCGUAAGCGUCGAGCUGAAACUGAGGAUAAAACUGUACUGACAGCCAGUAUUAGCACUACUCUUAAAAAUUCGGUACCCUCUGCUCAUACAGAACUCCUCCCUUCACCUUAUGUGCUUAUGGAGAAACUCCAGCCAUCAAGCUCUUUUUCAGUACUAUCUUCAGAAAUAGAACUUCUAAAGUUGUCUAUAGGAGAACUUAAGGCUGAGUUAAGGGAAAUAAAAAACAGCAAGUCAGUAAAUGCUGGAAACAUCGAAACCAAUACUGAGAUAUCCAGAUUAUCAGAUCAGAUCAGCGAUAUCAGAUCGCAGGUCUGUGAACUGACACCUCUAACUAUCCUCAUGAAAACGGUAAACCUUAACAAGCUUGACACAGAAUCGGUAACUAAGGUAGAUAACCUCAUUAACUUUGUUACCACAGAAGUAACAAAACGACUCGACGCAAAACUGAGUGCUAUUGUCUACAACGUUCCGGACAAUGAGGCACUAAAAAAGGUACAGCACAUCCUACUUAGUGAAGCGAAAAUGCCUAACUCCAAGACUAAGUGCUACAGGCUGAAGAAGAGUCAACAUGAAAAGUGUUGUCCUAUACGAUUUCAGUUCGAAACACCGGCAGAGACCAGAAAAUUCAUUCACUCCCAACACACCCUAUCGCAAGCCAGAAACUACAAACAUAUUAAGGUCGGGGUGGAAAAAACAGUUAUAGAAAGGCGCGCACACAACUAUCUCACUAAGACUAAUUGUGAAAUAGGUAAUAGGACAUUGCAGAAAGACAUUAUCCCCAACCCUGUGAAAGAUACAGUAGACCCCACCGCAUCACCCCUCUCAAAACACACAGAAAUGUCCCAUCAGAGUGCAACACCAGGCGAAAAGCCACUAGACUGUAACCAAAUAAAUAACAAAACCAUACCACCCAUCACCGCAGAAUCUAAAAUGCCACUAAAUAACCCCAGAAAAAAAGUUAAAACCCCCCGAAACUCGACUUUGUCCUCUCCUAGCACACACUAAUAUCCAAUGUCACAACGAUGUCACCCUAAAUAGUACAAGUGGUAAUAGUCAGAACUCGGCUACCAACAACUCAGGGUCUUCAGAGUAUGGCACACAAACAAAUUUCGACCGGAUGUAUGGUACAAGUCUGCUGGGAAC
This is a messenger RNA of Trichobilharzia regenti, 1394 nucleotides long. The record is from the annotation of a GenBank genome assembly. Lineage: Eukaryota; Metazoa; Platyhelminthes; Trematoda; Strigeidida; Schistosomatidae.